UAAUUAAAUUUGUAGUUUGUUUUAAACGUAUCAAAUCAAGUGUAUUAAAUAAGACUAAGAAUUGGUUCCAUUGUAUAUUCUAGGAGUACCUCUGCAAUUAUGACGUAAUUAGUGUGCUGUGAAGUUGGAAUUAUUUCUUGUCUAUUUCCUUACAGUGAGAUAAGGCCUACGAUAAAUAAUGAGAUAAUUGUAGUGUAUGGUUCGAUCACAGUGACACGAAAUACAUAUUCAUUGAUACAAACGAAUAAUUUAUCCAAAAGGAUUCGGAAACAAGCAAUGGUGUGCCUCUGAAAAUAUGAACUGAUUAGAAAAUUUAUCAUCAUGACUGAAAAUACACUUACUACUCCUAUUUCUCUAUCAACAUAUCAUCAACUGAGUUUAACAGUUGAGUCUGCAAGUAUAAGAAACUCUGGAAUAUUUAAACCAAAUCCAUACUUGCAAGUGGUAGUAGAUGAUAAAGCUUCAAAGAAAACUGAAGUCAUAAAAAAUACUUGUCAUCCAAAAUGGAAGGAAGAAUUUACAGUGUUGGUAACACCACUGUCCCAAAUAUUAUUCCGACUUGCUGAUCAUCAUAGUUUUAGAAAAGACAAUAUUAUUGGUGAGAAAAGAAUAAGUCUAACAAAGGUGCUGUUACAUUUCAAUGGAAAGUGUGAAAACAUUGAACUCACUAUAGAUUUGAUUAAAGCCAUGUCGCAAGAAAACAACUCCACUGGCAAUGCUGAAAUGAAGACUGCAGAACUUGUUGUUCUCCUGGAUGGCUUACGCAUUGAUUUUGCUGUGUUGAACCAAUCUCAUGAGGUCCUCAAUGAAGCGUCAACCUCUCGAAGUCUCUUAAAUGAUGGUGUCAGAGCAAAAGUGAGGGUACAAACUGUGAGGUCUAUGCUGAGAAUGCAAUCACUUAGGCCACCGCCUGGUCCGCCACCAUUGACCAAUGGUGCAGUUCACGGCGCCCAGUCAGCGGAGCCUUCCAGUUCGGAGUCGGCCGCGGGCCCGUCACAGCAGGAGCCGCAACCGGUACCCGACGCCACGCCACACGCAGCCAAUACUUCUACCGGCGGCGCCGCUGAAGAACCUUUGCCACAUGGCUGGGAAAUGCGAUACGAUGUUUAUGGACGAAGGUACUACGUCGACCACAACACGCGGUCGACGUCGUGGGAGCGGCCGCAGCCGCUGCCCCCCGGCUGGGAGGUGCGGCGGGACGGUCGCGGGCGCGUGUACUACGUGGACCACAACACGCGCACCACCACGUGGCAGCGGCCCGACACCGAGCGGCUGGCGCGCUUCCAGCACUGGCGUGGCGAGCGCCGCCACGUGGUCGCGCAGGGCAACCAGCGCUUCCUGUACCCGCCGCCCCAGCAGCGGCACCACCCGGAACCCGGCCCGGAACACGAUACCAAUAUCGCCGGCGCUUCAGCGGCCGUGCCCGGCGCGGCAGGGCCAGCGCCCCCGACGCCGGCCACGCCCGCGGGCGCCCCGGGCGCGGGCCCCGCCGCCGCAGUGCCCGCCGACGACGCCCUGGGCCCGCUGCCGGCCGGCUGGGAGCGAAGAGUCCACGACGGAAGAGUAUACUUCCUCAACCACAAAAACAGAACUACACAAUGGGAGGACCCGCGGACGCAGGGUCAAGAGGUGGGCGCGCCCGAGGAGUCGCAGCCGCUGCCGGCGGGCUGGGAGAUCCGCUACACGGAGGAGGGCAACCGCUACUUCGUCGACCACAACACGCGCACUACCACGUUUCAGGACCCAAGGCCCGGUGCGCCUAAAGGCCCCCAAGGCGCCUACGGCGUGCCUCGUGCUUACGAGAGAUCAUUCCGAUGGAAACUUAGUCAAUUUAGAUAUUUAUGUCAGAGUAAUGCUUUACCUAACCAUAUUAAAAUCACAUUAACCCGUCAAACACUUUUUGAAGAUUCCUAUCAUCAGAUAAUGAGGCUACCGCCUUACGAGUUACGGAAACGUUUGUACAUAAUAUUUCGUGGAGAGGAUGGCUUAGAUUACGGCGGCGUUAGCAGAGAAUGGUUUUUCCUGCUUUCACAUGAAGUUCUAAAUCCGAUGUACUGUCUGUUUGAAUAUGCAAAUAAAAAUAAUUACAGUUUACAAAUUAAUCCAGCCAGCUACGUCAACCCUGAUCACCUACUGUACUUCAAAUUCAUAGGAAGAUUUAUUGCAAUGGCCUUAUACCACGGAAGAUUCAUUUAUUCAGGGUUUACUAUGCCUUUUUACAAGCGAAUGUUAAAUAAAAAAUUGACUAUGAAAGACAUUGAAUCAAUUGAUCCAGAAUUUUACAAUUCAUUAGUCUGGAUCAAAGAAAACAAUAUAGAUGAAUGUGGCCUAGAAAUGUGGUUUAGUGUUGAUUUCGAAGUAUUAGGUCAGGUUAUACACCAUGAACUAAAACCGGGAGGCGACAAGGAGCGCGUAACUGAAACAAACAAAGAACAUUAUCUUCAAUUAGUAACCCAAUGGCGCAUGACUCGUGGGAUAGAAGAGCAAACUACUGCAUUCCUUGAAGGGUUUAAUGAGGUGAUAACUCUAGAAUGGCUGAAGUAUUUCGACGAGCGAGAACUAGAGCUGAUGCUGUGCGGUAUGCAAGAAGUAGACGUCGAUGACUGGCAACGGAACACCAUCUACCGACACUACACCCGAACCAGCAAACAGGUGCUUUGGUUCUGGCAGUUUGUUCGUCAAGUGGAUAAUGAGAAGAGAGCAAGACUGCUUCAGUUUGUGACGGGUACAUGCAGAGUACCUGUUGGUGGCUUUGCAGAACUGAUGGGUUCAAACGGCCCACAACGAUUUUGUAUAGAAAAGGUUGGCAAAGAUACGUGGCUACCGCGCUCACACACUUGUUUCAACAGACUGGAUUUACCUCCCUACAAAAGUUAUGAACAAUUAUGUGAAAAAUUAAAUUAUGCAAUUGAAGAAACUGAAGGAUUUGGACAAGAGUGAAAUAUUGUCUUUUAUAACAUUAGUUAAUAUAAUGUAAAUUAUUAGCACCUUAUAUUAAUGCACCACCUCACUGUGAGGAAUUUCACCAAUAGAAUUGGUGCUUUCGCAAAAAUACCAACCAAAUACAUUUUGUCAACGUUGACUGUGCAUUGUUAUAAAGAAAGAUCAUUAAGAAUAAGAAUCAUUUAGUCCAUUGAGAAAAGUACCUUAUGUUUACAAAAGUUGUAACUGUCAUCUGAUACAAUAUAAAUAACGCAGAUGAAUUGUAAAAUUCGAUACAAAGGUGCGGGAUUAUAACGUAAAACAGCUGAACAACCGUUCAGUACAAUUACUGAUUUUUAUAACGUAAAAUUGCAAACUCAUUUAUGCCGCGGUUCAGUUAUAAAUUUGGUCUGACAUUUUACAUCAUAAAUUGAAAUUUUAGAUUACAUUAUUAAAUAUACCACAAAAUGCUCUCCAUAUUUCCGCAUAAUAAAAUAAUAAACACAAUUUUUAGCCAAUUAACCUACGUUAGUGACAAAAUAAUAACUUGGACAUAAUUGUUACGCAUACACAUACAAAAAAAAGAUUUCAGAUAACCUGUAAUUAAACCAGUAAUAUAAUUAGGGUAUCAUUUAAGCUAUCACCAAUUUAAUUAGUUUUGUGUUUCUUAAAUAAUAGGGUUUGUCCUCAACAUAGUAGAUCUGUCACCAAAAUGUAGUCACCAAACAAUGCAAAAUCAGUUCCACAAUAAAUCACCUAAAAUCCUAAGAUAUAAGGUCUAGUACCAAAUAAAUGUUUUUGUAUGUAUUAUAAUAGGUGUGUCCUAAUAAGUAUUUAAGCAAACUAAUUUAAAGAGAUCACCAAUAAAUCAUAUUAUGUUACUAGAAAAUUGCAUUAAGUUCAAAUAAAAAAUUAGGGUUGUCAUCAUCGUUUCAACCAAAAGAUUCUGCUACUUAACUAGACUCCCAAGGUUUUAAAUUUCCACUGGUAGUAUAAAUUAUAUUUAAAUAAAAUUUUUAGCAGAGUAGUACCUAAAUAAAACAAUUAAAGUUAAAAUAAUCAAUAUUUAUUGUUGAAAAUAAUUACCACUGAACAAUCAGCGCUGGUUUAAAAUAGCUGGCUUAUGGCUAGCAGAAUAGUAGAUAAAACACUUAAUUAAAGUUAAAAUAAUCAAUAGUUAACUACUACCCAUCGUUGAGGCCGGAUUGGUCAAUUUUUAAAGCGCGCCAAUUUGUCUUCGCCCCUUUGAUCAUUUUUUCAUUAAAAUUAUAAAUUGAUGUAUUAAAUUGGUAACGAAUACUAUUAAUUUAAUAUCUGAACGAAAUAAAAUGUUACUACUGUAUUGGUGACAAAAUAUCAAAUAAAAAGGAGUCGCAGUCAGGGAUCGAUAAUCGAUUUAUUUGGUGACAGAUCUACCAUUCUGAGCACAGAGCUAUUAUUUAAGUAACAAAACUGUUAUUAUAAGAACGAAGUUUAUAUUCAUGUAAUUCAAUAUAAUUUUAUUGGUUAUCGAUCUCUUAUUUUACACAUAUAUUAACAUUAAUUUGAUAAUUCAUACCUGGGAACAAUUUUUGUUUAUCUGAGAACGAAAAUAUUUCGUGGCGAUAUAUCUAUUUAUUAGGUGAUACAACUUGAUGACAAAUAUAAAUUUUGGUGAUAGAAAAUAUAGUUCCCAUAUAAUUAUGGGUUUAUAAAAUGUUACGCAACGGGAAUAUAGCUGAUGGUCGUUAAACUGUUUUACGUAUGUAGGUACAACAAUAAGAGUAUUUUUAUAUAGAAUAGCUAUGUACCAUUUGUUUUAAUCAAAUUUGCAAUCAAUUUGCGACAUUCACUUGACAUGUGAUAAAUUUCAUAAAAUGAAAAACGGCUUUAUCGUUUCAUUUCAUGUUCCAAGAAAAAUAUUUAUUUUCUGCAUAUAAAAAACUAAUAUUAAAAAUAAAAAUAUAUUUUAAAUCGGAUAGAAAAUGAAUAAGACAUAAAUAAGAUUCAAAAACAUCUCACCUGGCAAUAUUCUUUUUUGGUACUUAAUUGGUAACCUAUAGAUGAAAUACAAUACUUCAAUGACACAAUAAUUUUAAAAUAUUUUGUUUUGAAACUACAAAACUAAAAAGUAGUUCGAGCAGUUUAUUGCCAAUUCAGUUAUUUUUCAAUUAGUUACUGCUGACCAUCAAUAAAUACGAGUAGACCAAUGAUCAAAACAUUCAUUUAAAUAAAUUAUUGUAUACACAACUCUGUUUUCAUCUGAUAAAUAUAUGUAUAUUAUAUCCGAAGUUGUUACUGUAUUCUGAAACAUUAUUUUCUGUUCUUUUAUCGUAUUCCAUAUGCUUCAUAUGCUAUGGAGUCAUCAGUUUGAUAAACAAACCUUUUAACUAGUUAACUAUAAAUCAUAUGGCGCUCAUAAUCUAAUAAUAUCUAAACGGUCGUAAGUGGUUAAAGUAAACACCUAAAUUUUUCUCAACUUCGCAAUUUAAAUUCUCAAAUCAAAAAGAUAUCGGUCUCUAACAAUUAUUAUAUAAAUAUCAUACAUCAUGUCCGCCUGAAACCAAUUAUUGUGGUAUUAUGAUUUGACCAGUUGACUUGGCCGGCAGUAGAUAUUGACAUAUUUCAAUAAACGCCACGUCAAGAUAUGUGAAAACGAAUCGUGGCAAAUUUUAAAAUUCUAUCAUAGUAACACAAUCAAUGAUACUACGGUGAGGGAACAGAGCUAUUAUACAAUGUAAAUAAAUCAUUAUAUUAAAAUAUAUUUUUGUAUUACCGGAGCUCAUACUUACAAAUAUAUCCUGCACGUAUUGGUUAGUGAGGUAUUUUUUUGUUAUACCUAGCUUUUUAUCAGGGUUCAAGCCUCUUAUAACAACAUGGAUGAAAUUUAAUGAAAACAUGGGUUUUUUUGUCUCAAACAUUCCGUUCCGUAAUGUGGCAAAGCGAGUAGCGACUGUAGCCGGGUGCAUAAAUGCUAUGCUCUUUUUUUUUCCUAUCAUACUGAGUUGGGAGCAUUCAGAUUUAGCGCUCAUGGUUGCCUAUCCGUAUAGGAGCGAUUGGUCUAAAUUGCAUUUGGUCCCAUAAUUACUCGUGGAUCCAAUUCAGAGUUGCGCCCAUGCACGAUAAGCCGAAUUCACAAUAAUAAUAAUAGAAUUUGUGAUUAGGGCAAAUCGCAAUUGGAAAAAUGUUCUCAUAUGAAUGGUCACAAAAUAGCCUAACGAACCUUAACUUUGUUCGAGAAUCCCGAGCCGCAACAUCAGCAAAAGAGAUACGCGAAAGAAAAUUAAUAACAAAUUUUACAAUCCUAAAUUCGAUUUAUCACUAAGGAACCAACUCUGAUUUGGAAAUUGAAAUGUGAACUUGGCAAUACUUUUUAUAACUGAAUUAAUUAUUGCGUGUUUAAAAACACACACCAUUCCGCAUUUACGACGCUGGCAGCAGAGACGCUACCUGUACACCAUAUUAUUCAAACUUCGAAUACUGCGGUGUUACAAGUGGGGCGCUGAUGUCUGUUGUGUCUUCUAGUGCCUUUUCUCUGCGCGUCACGUACAGUUUCCUCACACUUGUGCGGCAAUACACCACGCGUGUUCCUAAAUUCAGAUACCAAUGAUCACGAAUACAGUGAAGUAAAUAUACUAUCUAUAUAUUAUGUAGAUAUUUUAGAAUAUGCAAUCAUUUAAGAAUUAUAUCUACCUAUUGUUAUUUAACUGUUUCUGAGACGUUAGUAAUGUAUUGUAGACGAGGCUUUAAAUUAUAUUUUAGAAAUCACUA
Messenger RNA from Amyelois transitella, 6672 nucleotides. It is a transcript of the gene Su(dx), whose product is annotated as E3 ubiquitin-protein ligase Su(dx). Gene Ontology annotation, biological process: ubiquitin-dependent protein catabolic process. The transcript has 14 exons. NCBI's taxonomy places the organism in Eukaryota, Metazoa, Arthropoda, Insecta, Lepidoptera, Pyralidae. Gene Ontology annotation, molecular function: protein binding; ubiquitin protein ligase activity. The record is from RefSeq and is a predicted model, not a curated record. Bases 322 to 2940 code for a protein of 872 amino acids.